UUUCUUCACAGCAACGCCAUCAAACGCGUCGACGGAAACGCAUUUGCUGGUCUUACGAAUCUCAAAUUAAUGUAAGUUUAAAGAACUUUUAAUUUGUGUUUUACAAAAAAAAAAAAAUUGGCACUUUGAUGCAAUUCUAUCACAGUUCCCCGCAAAUCCAUCACCAGCGAAUACUUCAUUAUACGAAUAACAGAGAGGAUGACCGUAAAUUAAUUUUCUUUUCUUCACUGUCAUUCGUAUUUCUUAUAUAUAUUCUAACAAACAAUCUUCUUUAUAAAGUUUUCUCUAUCCUUUUUUCAAAUUAUGUUGUUUAUUAUUUUUUAUUUUUUCAAUUGCCAAAUUAUCUCAAUUGCAUGAACUUUUAUCAUUGUUGGCCCAUUCAGUUUUUGAACAUUACCUUAAUAUAAAAAUAAUCAAAUUUUUAACUGUAACUCCCCCAUACUAGUGAAUUGACUUUCCGUUUUCUUUUAUUCGCUAAAUGCCCUGAAGAAGAACGGUUUCUCCGUCCCAAAUAUCGGGAAACUUCAAGUCGCUUUUGUGUUUGCUGUGUUGUUGUUAUUGUUGAAUUUUUUUUGGAUAAAAUAGCAAGAUUUGGAUGUCAUUAUUUUAUAUCAAAAGGUUUAAAUAAUACUCUAGGCAAACUAAGCUUUCUUCACGGAAUCGUGUAAUAUCCGAGUGCAUUGCCGUUACCUACCUCGUUUCCCGGCCGGAAAAAAACAAAAACAAAACAAAACAAACAAACAAACAAACAAAACCAAGACUUCCCUCGUCCCUCCAUGAGUAUGACCAACUUUCCGCUGCCCGCCCGCCUUUUACCAUCCCGUAUCCCGCCUUCAAAUUUUCUUUUAUCCCGCAUGCCCGCAACGAAAAAAGGCUUAUCUCACCUCCUGCGGCCAAACCUGUUAGGCCCUCAUCAUACACAUCAUAACCCAAUUGUCAUUUAAAGUAACAAUUUUCUUGUUUCGUUUCUUUACCUAUUCAUUCAUAACCGUUCACAGGACGCUUUUUGGUAACCCCUUCGGGAUAUUACCAUCAAAGGUGAUCGAGAAAAUGUCUGCCAAUACAAAAGUGUAAGUAUGCUUUUUUCUGCAAGCAUUUUUUUACAACCCUUCUUUAUGGGGCUUUGGGGAACAAUGGGAGCAGAGCAAUUUGAUAGUCUGUAUAAGCUGUAUUUAUGAUAAAAUGUUUUACAAUACUGAAUCCUUUAGAUAGAACGACAAUGAUGACGCCGAAUGCUUGUUGGUGGCCUGGUCGACCAGGUCUCAGUCAGUUUCAAGAAAAUGCAAGACGAGAUCCCGUCAUACUAAGGGCAUGGUUAACGCAGGGUUUUCUGUCUUUUGCACUGGGCAAUUAAAUCAGUCAGAGAUUUACCUGUUCUCCUUUCAAAACAGACACGCGCAAUUGUAACAGAUAUAUUUAACCUUGACACUACAAGCUAAGUUGAAUGCAUUCAAAUUUGGGACAACUAAUUGCAUCAUGAAUGAUUGCUUUUCCGAUCUGAUAACUUAAUAAAAUUAAAGCUGAUUUUUCAGUGAUAGCUUAAAGCCGUUCGGUUGUGGUACUAAUUUUCCUUAGUCUUAAUAGACCUUGUCACGGUUUUCGACGCCAUUUUGACGAGUAGGCAAACGCGUGAGAAAUUACAGUGAUUGUAUGAGAAUCUAAUGUCGAAUAAUUUCCGUAGAACGGCUGUUCUGAAAAAAAUAUGACUUGUAAACUAAAGCUUCACUCCUAAGAAUUCUCCUGAAAAAAUUUGAGGGCGUUACAUGCACUUGAAGACCUAGAACCACUUUUUUAAAUUUUCUAUACAUUUGUCUGUAAGAAUGUCCCGGGAAAAAUACAGACAAAUAUAUGGAAAAUCUGAAGCAAGCCUCUGGAGAAAUUUAGAAUAGGUACCCCCCCGAAAUUUUUUAGGACAAUCCUUUGCAUUGCAGCUUUCGUUUACAAUUGAUAUUUCUUUCAGAACAGCCGUUUUACGGUAAUUAUCCGACAUUAGAUUCUCAUACAACCACUGUAAUUUCUCACGCGUUUGCCUACUCGUCAAGAUGGCGUCGAAAACCGUGACAAGGUCUAUUGGUUAAACCACCUAGGGCCUACCAUAAACAUAAGUUACUUGUUCUACGCACAGGUUUCUAUGCCAACAUAUCUUUGGCCUUGUGCAUAAAGUGUUCCGCCGCCUAUUGCCCUAUUUGUUUGAUGAGCAGUGAAUAACGAGAGACAUAAGCUUCCCAGUACGACAACAUGCUGUGUUACAGUAUGAUUCUUUUUCCUCGCAAAGCGAGACGCGAAGCGCAGCGUGAAGUGAGUUUAUAAUCUCGUCACCCGCGGCGCGCGCGCGCGCAGUGCGUGGACCGGGUGUGGAUUAUAGCGAGCUGCAAAACUCGCAGCGCCAAUUCUUGUGUAUAUCCGAUGGCGUCCCGAUGACGUCAUAGAGUAGUUUGACGUCACGGCGCAUUUUUUGUUUCUUGGCAUCAUCCAGGACUGAAAGCGAUUUUUCAUCAUCACAAUGACCAAAGUGCUUGGUUUUUUUGCGGUUUUAGGGGUUGGUAAGUGCUUUUUGCAAUGAAUUUCGAAUGAAAAAGUACUUUUAAAAGCAAAUGGAAGCAAUUUUGGAUAAUUAGCCUUAAGGUAUGAGCGAAAAAUCGAGGUAACAAAACACGUUUUGCUCGAAGGCGAGUUUAUACCGUAUCGGCUUAGUUGGGCAUCUGUUCUUGAAAUGCGAUGAAGUGCGUUUACGUUAGGUUUCCACCGUCCAAACAGCUUUCAUUCUUCUGAAAAGUAUCUCUGAAUUCGGGUUCAGCAGGGCUCGAGUUCGAUUCCGAUUGGAACCUGUUUCUUUUUUUUUCCUCUUCUUUUCUUUCUUCUUUCUUUUUUUUCCUUUUCUUUUACCUUUAGUCUGCUUUUGAGUUAUUGUAGUUUUGUUAUAUUUCUUUAUAUUGCUGAAGUUUCUUACAUUUAUAAAUUUUCUUCCUUAUUGCUUUAUUUUCCUUUAAAUUUCUUGCCGUUCUCCCGGAGUCCUUGGCGAGGUCCUGCAAUUCACGUAUUUCUAGUUGGGCAACAAAUUACUCUUUCAUUUGGGUGAAAUUUGAACAUUCAACAUCUAAAUUAACAAAACUGCAAUGGCGUCGUUAGCCUGCGAAUACAGCCGCCUCCCAACGCUCCACUUUUCUAGGGAUAUUUGCAGAGAGAGACGACCCAGUCCGGGACUGGUCUAGCCUGUCCACAUUCGUUUUUCUUCCUUUUUUUCUUCUUUUUUCGACAAUUUAACAGAGCCCGGUCAAUAGAUACCCGGCGGUUUUAUUUCUAUACGCGUUCGACGAUCUCUGAAGAGAAACUAGAGGGUCUGUGAACAGGUUGCAACUGGUCAACGACUGCACCCGGCUAACUAGCCGAACAAGUAGUUUUUUUUUAUUUAUUUUUAUUUUUGUAGCUUUUACUAAAUAAUAAUAAAUAAUCUACUAGAAAAGUCAUUGUUCGCGGAAUAGAUUCUUUCCUAGAUAAAGGAGAUGACUUUUGCUGCCGUUCGUUCGCAUAAACAACAGACUUUUAGCUUUAAACUAAAAACUUAAACUAAACUGAGGACGAUAGAGCGAUUUUCGUAUGACCUUGAAAUGAAAACGUUCGAACAAAACGGAAACAACAGACGAAGGGAAAUAGAGCGAUUUGAUUGGUUUGUCGAACGGAUACAAACGUGGCGUGGCUUUUGGUUGGUUAAGCGAACGCUUUCUAGAACUUUCUAGAACUUUCUAGAAAUCAAUCGAAACUUCGCUUUGACGUCAUACUGCAACACGAUUGGUCAAUCGAGCAAUGCCUUCUCCAUAUUAAGGUUCUCUUUGGCGGAAAAGCGAGGACUCCAUGUUUUGAUCUCUUCAUCCAUAGGCUGAUAAAACAAAUAACGAACACUUACCGCAACCAUUUUUCAAGGUCAUGUGAAGAUCGCUCUAAUAGACAGGAGAAACGAAAACUCGUAAAAAAUUAAAUCUGGAACCCCAUGACUACCAGAUUUAUUGCAUCUGGAACCACACGACUACCAGAUUUGUAAUGUAAACAUUUAUUUACCUCAUAAGUAUGCACUUUUGGGCGAUAAAUCACAGACGUCUCCCGCUCGUAAAACGUUCCCAGUGUAGGGGAGGGAUAGAGACAGCUGUACAGGGUGUUUCAAAAGUUCGUUCCGAUUUUUAUUCGCUUAAUUUCACUGAUUAUUAAAAAAAACCUUUUGUAAAACUAAGUAUGUUAUUCAUUAUUCAUUUAACAAUGAAUAACUAAAAUAUUAUCAACCAGAAUGUCCUCCUUUAUGUUUACUGACAUUUUCUAAGCGGUGAAGUAUAGAAUGUACGAGCUUCCAAAGCGUGUCUAAAUUCGCAUUUUUUCCAGGCGCAGCGUAGUCACUGUCUUAGCUCGUCUAGUGUUUUGGGGGCGUAGAUAUUUGCAUGUUGUCUCGUCAACGACAAUCCAGAUGGUCUCUUGUUGGUUCACAUCACGUGAGUUUGCCGGCCGGUCCUCCUUUGGUAUAAAGUUUUCAAAUCCUUCUGACAUCAUGCCUGCAUGAAGUGUACACCACCUUUUUCUCUUCUAGGCUUUCCAUUUUUUUGGUAACUUAUCCCCAUACCGUUGUGCUCGAAACUUUGAUCGAUAUUGUGAAGUUCCAUUUUUUUUUACCCUUCUGUUUUGUGGAAUUAUUAUGCAUAUACUUACAGCUUUUUCGAUAACAUUUCUCACACAGUUUGUGAAAAAAACGGCCAUCCACUCCUUGGUUUUCCUUCUAAGGUCUUUACUUUUGACCACUUGUUCAGUCAUUGUUCAGUCAAUAAUUUGGCAAUUUUCGUCAACUUAAUGGCCAGAAGACCAUGAAAAUAGAUGCCUAAGCUAUAGCACAAACAGCGUAGGCCUACAUUUUCGUGAAGGAAUAGAGAAAAUAGAAGAAAACGGCAAAAAUACGAAAACAGAAAACCUACAAAAUGGGCAGGAAAAGAAUGGCGGGAAAAUCCUGGCGAAAGUGUACAUUUGGGGCAAUAAUUAAAAUACAAAUGAUUUCUUCAAAUUUUAGUUUGAAAUUGCUUUGAACGGUUAUUUAAAUAAAUUUCUUACUUGAAUUAGUUUACAUUUGCCUAAAGAAGCAUUAAAUGCUUUGCGCAAAAUACAAUUUACGAUCGGAACAAACUUUUGAAACACCCUGUAUUAGCAGGCUGUUGCAACUUUCAGUAUAUCUCAGUGCUAAUAACUAAGAUGGCACCUUGGUUGAAUAUUAUUACUUAUGAGGAUGUCAGGGCAUUAAACGUCGCUGUAGAAAACCUAAAGACAUAAUUGAGCACAAUCUUUACUGCGAGAAGGAUUCCAACUGGUAUUUUGUCGAAAGAUUCAGAAAAUCGUAAGCUUUUUACGUAUGCUUUCAACUUUCUAGUGCCGUGGUUGGUGUCGAUACAAUGAUAAAACAAGUUAAAACUUUCUAUUGUGGGCGAAAUUUGUGAAACUUGAUAUCAACAGCUAUUUAUCACGAUAAAUGUGCAAGACGGCCAAAACGGUCGAUACAAGAACCACAGAUUUACCAGUUUAUUAACAAAAUAAGACAAGAAUUCGAAAUCGGGAAAUUUAAAUGAGAUCGAGUAACACAAGUGUUGUCGAUAACUAUACAUCUAUGGGGAACUUGUAAGAAUAACUUGACUUGCGUUGAGGGCUGAUUCUCCUAGGGGGAACAACUAAUCAACUGAACUUACUUAGCAAAGGCUGUCAAUUUAGAGAUCUCCAUCACCUAACGCAGCAGAUAAACACAUGCAACCAGAGCCAGUGCCACCACACUUUCCACACCUGAGGCGAUGAGUCCAAGCAAGAGUGUACCAGCUUUACCCAGCUCAAAAACCCAGCGAACUCGCAGAGCCACCAUCUCAGACUGUUACCAGGGAGGGAAAAGUUCCCUUCCAACAAAGGAGCUACAGGGCAGGACGCAUGAAGCAAGUCCCAAUCAAAUUCAAAAAUUAAGCUGAACCAUCUCCUCCUGAUAGGAUAUUUAAACUGGCAUUGAGAGACAAUUGCCUGCAUUUGUUGUUUGAUAUUUUUGCUUCCCCUUCACCUUCGUCUUACCUAAGGUCGACUCUUAUUCUUUGUUUUUCUUUGUUUUUUGUUUUUUGUUUUUUAAUACAAAAGGGGGGAUGUCAUAGUAUGCAGUGAAGGCCCUCGACGUUUUGUUAGAACUCAAUGUUGCGUUACAAUUCAGGCUAUUUUGACAUUGGUUAGAACAUUGCCAUAUAAGGGCAUACAAGUUAAAUCAGGCGCUUUUACAUGUUUUUUAAUGGAGCAACCUAUUAAAUGAGGUGCGGAAAUAACUGUUUCUCGCUUCCAUUUUACAACAGGUAAACCGUAUACUCGUGAAAUUAGGACUGAAAUAAAUUCAUUUCGGUUUUGUCAAAAUUCAAACAAUUUUCCUCGCCUAAAGGCUCUGGGUAUUAAGAAGAAUAUUGCUAAACGCAAGAGAAAUUAUUUUCCAAUUUCACUCGUCACCAUUUCAUCAUGAUCACAUAUACAAUUUUUUUUAUCAAAUAUUCGUUUUAUUGAGACUUUCUGAUGAGUAAAAAAACUGUUUGUUGUUUUUCCAGUUUAUAUAAACCUUAGCGUGUUUGUAAAUCCUUAUUUCAUAAACAUUAAACCAAACUUAGAAGACCACGAAAAAAGAAUUAUUAUAACAAUUACGAGCCUACUUCUGGAGUAUAACACCCAAAACUCAGGAAUAGUAUCGUCCAUUGUUGCCCUUCCCCGACAACGUCCUUAUUUCAUAGUGUCAAACAUCUGAACAAAUAUCUUUAUAGCGCUGUGACAUGUAAAAACUUACACCAGAUACCGUCAGGGAUCUACAAUGCCCUCAUGUAAGUAAACAAUAACACUCAUUUAAAGUUUAUUUUGUUGUUUUUGUUGCCUGUUUGUUUGCUGCUUUGUUGUUGUCGUUUUUUUUCUUUUUUUACUAAAUGCAGAUUAAUUUUUUGGGGAGUUUCUUGAAUUGAAUGACAAAGAAGUCUACUUCAAACUUUCUCACAUGUGUUGCUGUUCAUUUACGGCACAAACGUUUAGAGCGCAGAGAAACAAAACUAUAUACCUUUCUAAAUUACUUUCUAAUCCUUUUUGAAAACGGGUGUAUGAAGUCUCCUGAUGAGUGAGUGUAACAGCUCACGAAACAGCGUUGUAGAGACAAUGUUGUAGCAUUUUUUUCUCUUUAGCAACCACCUAUAUAUUAUUAUUAUAUGCGAGAAACAACAACCACUGACCCUAUACAGCCCAAAUAAUCAUAUAAGCAGAAUAAAUGUUUUGAUAGAAAAUCUCGCCCUGAGUGGGAUUUGAACCGUCCCUGAAUAAUUCAGAUUUACUGGACUGAGCGUCUCCCUCUCUGUCUCGUUCGCCACGAUGUGUGAUAAACAAACUUGUUAUGUUUAUUUCCUUAGUGAGUGUACUCCAUCGUCAUCCUUCUAUGUAGUAUUCGAAGACACUGGAGAUUCAAAAACACAUAGUCUUUUUCGCUCGGGUUUUUCAUGUACUGGUUGCAGAUCCAAAGAAGAACUUGUAUCUUUUUGUUCGAAUUGUACUUUUUGUAUGGCUGGUUCUUAUGCUGGUCCUGGAGGCAGAUGUAUUAAAUGCCCUGCAGGUACUUUUUUUUCUAAAAUAAGAUAACAUGAGGAUAUCUUAAGGGGUUAAUGUACCCAUUAAUUUUGGUAAUUGAACUGAGUGGAGUGCAAUUUGUCUGAAAUGAUACGCGUGAUUUCAAAAUUGAACGAGCUCGCAGCACGAGAUUUAUUUGAAAUCACAAGUAUGAUUUCGGCCAAAAAUUACACGACACAAAGUUCAAUUACCACUUUAUCACAUCCAUUUUGAAAUCGAUUAGCUCUUUACAAAUCUCUUUUAUUAGUCGACAUGGUAUAGCGGGGUUUUAAACAAGCGGAACAGGAAACAUGUAUACAUGCCAUGUUAUCUGCAAAACAGAAUGACAGAUGUCAUUUAGAACUUAAACUGAUUCAAGCGUAGCCAACGAAAAAAAAUAGUCAAGUUCAUUCAUUCAAAUGAUCAAGCUGUUUUAAAAUAAAGUUUAAUCCUCGUCGUCUGACUCAGUCAUAUAAGGCCCUUCGCUUCUUCGUGUGGUUGUUCCUGAGACUUCUCUUUUUUGGGGGAGGGAAAAAUUGAAAGUACAGCCGCUGUAAUUAUACGUUAAGUAUACUUUACAUGUACUUCUCGGAAAAAAGUACAUUUGAAGUAUACUUCGUUUGUACUUCAAGAAAAAAUAUAUAAGAAGUAUAUUUGAAAAAUUUUCUUCAUUUAUACUUCAAAUAUUUAAGUGUACUUUAAUUAUACUUCUUCAAACUUCAGUGCUUGUGAAAAAUAUUUUCCCAGCGAGAAAAGUGUACUUUAAGUAUACUUUGAAACUUUUAAGACACAUUCUGAGAAUAUAUUAGAAGGCAGUGAUCUUGAUAUCACUUCCAAACAAAAGUAUACGCUAAAAGUAGCCAAAAGUAUACUUCAACUUGAAAAUACAAUUUUAGCGUUCUUCUAUUGAGGACAUAAUUGAGAUCAUGUAAACAUUACUUCAAAGUGGUGAAAUAUAUAGUAGGUUUCUAGAUGCUCAAAUGCACGCAGCACACAUCAGCUAGUGUUCAGCUACUUUGUGAGAAGAUCAUCCGCCUAAAUCUUCCAUGUUUUCCGUAAGCGAAAGGCAAAGUCACCCAGCUUCUUCCUGGCCAAUUUUCUUUAAUGUCGUUCGUGGAAUUUUAAUUUGCAUUUAGCUGUAAAAAAAAAAUACUGGAUGUAAUUUAGGUCCACGUCGUUUUACCUCCUUUUACGAGAAUCGAACCAAAUAGAACGAGAACUGGGAGCAAAACCAUCGGCCAUCAUCAGUCAUCUUUACGUCCUUUACGUGAGGGAUGCGUAUAGGUGUUGAAUUACCACUGACUUGCAGUAAGAUCGGAUCAUAUACGGGAUCUUGUAUGUAGAUUUCUUAAUCCGGUCAUGUAUGAACAUUUACAGCAUACCUCACUUCCAUAUAUAGAGAAUACUUCAUGGAAAGUGCGGGCGUACGGUAUUUACGCACGAGUUGUUGACGUAUCAGAAAUCGAACGAGUGAGCGCAGCGAACGAGUGAGAUUGCUGAUACAAAAACAACGAGUGCGUAAAUACCGUACAAAGCACUUUCCAUGUGGUAUUGUGUUUAUUAUAUAUAUACUGAGAUUUUAAUUCUUGUUUAUCGUCUUUAAUGACAGACCAAGACAAAACUCUGUUACAUGAAUUCAAGUUAAAAACUCAUGCAAGGAUUAUAACAUAAACUUGAAUUUCUGCCAGAAAUUUAACAUUACAGCAAGCAAAUAAUGUUAAAAUAUUAUUUCUAAACUUUAAUCCGAGUCGGACUCCUCAAUUCGGAUUCUCUUCCACCUUUUUUCGGUGGUUUCGGUGACGGAACUCCUGGUUUGAAUGGUCGGCGAGGUAGUAAGCGCAUUAAUGGAAAUCGUAAAUUGUCCUCCACUUAUUACUGCUCCAUCAAAAAAACUCAUCGGGGUUUUACUAGUGCAAGUGCUCGCAGCAGCAGUUUCAUUAGUUGCAGUAGUUACUUGUGUUUGCGACGAUGCUCGGCUUAAGAUGCCUGAUAUGUUUUUUUGUUGAUUUAGGUUCAAGCUACUAUAGUUUGUUAUGCUUUGCACGUUCUUGUGCCCACUUAACUGCAUUAUAUGCGUUGGCGGAAUUUCACUGUCAUUAAGUUUUUGAAUCAUGUGUUUACGAGCACUAUGGUUCGUGAGUCGCUCGUUGUUGAUGUUUGCUUUUGAAGCCAUUGUUUUCAUCAAAGUGUUUAAUUUAUUUACACCCAUAGGUGCCGACUUGAACCAGUGUUUUUUGGAGCCGUCUGUUUUCGUGUGGUUUAUUCCCAAGUAGAAUGGCGAAUCGUCAGCCAUCAUGUUUUCCGGUCGCUUUUCACGGUAAAUUUUGUACGCCACGACAGGAUCUCGUUCAUCACCAGUUGAAAACAUUUUCGGGGAAACUUUUCGAACGUUUGAGGCGUCUACUCCAGACCUUGUUUUUGUCUGUCUUUCAUUGUAAACUAGAUAGUCGUUACCUUGUGCGUCCUUACAAAGCUUUACAUCUCCCCAGCACAAAUCCCUAUGCUCUUGACAACCACGCAUUCCAAAAUGAAUGGUGUUGUUCAGCCAAACAGUAUUCAACAAUGAUUCAGCAGAACAAACUCCAAGCAAAUUGUUUUCGUGAAGUAUAUCGACUUCUUCGUCCGUGAUAGCCACAGCGGCUUUGUCCUUGUUGCCUCGGCCUGCUUUCUUCAGCUCUUUUUGUUUAGCCUGUAAACACUUUCUAAACAAUUCAAAUUCUUUAUCGUUAAUGAUACUCUUAGUAUAAUUAUUUUUCUUCAAAUGUCUUUCAAUACUUGAAACAAGGCAUCUUAAACUUGAAGGCUCAUAAUCCUCUCCGUCUUUACGUCUCACAGAACGAAUAAACUCCGCAAGGUGCUUGUUUAAUUCUGCGAGCUCUAUGUCUUGCACUUCUCGCUCGUCGUUCUUUUCGUUUCUCAAAAACGUUUCCAGCAAUUUCACAUCUCGUUUCGUUUUCUCUUUCGUAUUCCUGUUUUCGAGACUUUCCACGUAAUCCUCGACUGAAGUAUCGUGAUCAACAAACCUUUUCUCGUUCAUGUUUUUAAGCUUCAACACUUGCGAAAGAUUUCUUUAACAAAGUGAAAUGCUGCCAGCUGAAUGAAAAUCACCUUGUUACGGCUCACACGUCAAAAAACAUGAUACGCAGCACCUGAUUGGGCGUAUCGUUUUCCUCACACGUGGAAAAAGCAAUACGCGCCAUUUGAUUGGCUGUCGGGUUCUUAGACCAGCUUGUGAACCAAAUUUAUUUCGCGCCUUUUCAAUGGGUAAAUCUCAGUACAUAUAUAAUAAAUGGUUUUUGCGGGCGAUACAGACUCAAAGCAAACGUCAUUUCGACGACCUUGUCUUCAAGAUAUUUAUAUGCUUGAAAUAUUGCCUUUAUCUUCACAAUUCGAGUACAAUAUGACCGGCACGAGAAAAGAAAACAAAAGAAAGAGUACACCAUCACUGAAAUUUGGCGAUAAUAGUAAGUUAUCGGUUCAAUCGCUAUCGAUUCUCCUUUAUCAUCGAGUCAUUUGCAAAAAGGACAUGAAUUAAGGCUCAAGUUUUACAAAGUGAAGGCUCAUUUUUUUCGUUUGAAGUACCGUGUAAGUUCAAAAAUAUAAAAACCCAAGUUUUUCUUUUUUUAUUUUGAGGCAUUUUGUUCCAGUUUUUCAGUGCAAAUGAUAAGAACGUAAUGGAGCAAUUUACUUUGUAACCAAAGAAACAGAUAAACAGAUUUGACAUAUACUUGGGGCAUUUAAGUUAUUCCGUGUAAUUAUUAAGGUGGCUCGAUAUAGUUUUUCAAGGUCAAUACCUCCCAAGUUUGAGCGUAAGCUACGUCGCCAUAUGCAAAGAUUUGGAAAAAUUGACGCCACAGUUGUAUUAGAUAGAGAUGAAAAUUUGUUAUGAUCAGGGUUGCAAUGACAUCGGAGUUGUAAUAGCAACGAAAUGACGCCAUUACCUAUUUUACUUGCAACAGUAUUUCUAGGUACUGGGAACUGUUCUUCCAAAAUCGUUUACUGGAGCUUUUUCCCACGAUAGCCGCCUCGAUGUUCGUGAAGUUUAAGCGAAAUCUGUAAGAGCGUUAUCGAGAUAUUUUGGGAAGAAGUUUUUAUGGUUAGAAAUACGGUAAAAAAUGGACAAUCUUGAUGUUCGACUGUUAUCUGUACUAAACGAAGCGCUUUUGACAUGCAAUUUCACCUCAUAGUAGUUUCAAGCUUUUUAAAAACGUGUGUGAAAGAUCAUGGAGAUACCUUCAGCCGAUGGCUAGAAAGAAGGAUUUGAUUAGUAUGUAUCAAGGCGCUCUUUUUAGCAGUAAUGUAAACAUUUCGGUCUACUUUAACAAAUUAGCGAAUAAUUGUUAAACCGCUCGAUAAAUUUUUUCGAAAAUUUAAGACUCUUGAGACUAACCGUCCUUUUAUAUGACCUCUUAGUUUCAAGAUUACUGAUACACUGUAAGGCAGUAAAAUAAGGGCUUGAAUUCGAUAAUAUUUUGUCAAGAGUUUUGUGUUUACAAGUGAUAGCCUCUCAUUAUUCAGGGGUAUUGUCUCCAAAAUUCAUAUUUUCGUGCACAACAAUAGCUAGCAUUUUUGCAUAUGUCAAAUGCAUUUUUAGUUACUGCUGUUCACGUGAAAAUGAAACCUUGAGACAAUACCCCUGAAUAAUCAGAGACUCGAUCUCACUUGUAAAGACAAAAUUUCCGACAAAAUAUUAGCGAAUUGUAGCCCUUAUUUUACUGCCUUACAAUAUAUCAAUAAUCUUGAAACUAAGAGGUCAUAUAAAAGGACAGUUUAUCUCAAGAGUCUUAAAUUUUCUAAAAAAUUUAUUGAGCGGUUUAACAAUUAUUCGCUAAUUUGUUAAAGUAGACCGAAAUGUUUACAUUACCGCUAUAAGAGCGCCUCGAUACAUAAUAAUCAAAUUCUUCUUUCUAGCAAUCGGCUGGAGGUAUCUCCAUGAUCUUUCACACAUGUUUUUAAAAAGCUUGAAACUACUAUGAGGUGAAAUUGCAUGUCAAAAGCGCUUCGUUAAGUACAGAUAACAGUCGAACAUCAAGAUUGUCCAUUUUUUACCGUAUUUCUAACCAUAAAAACUUCUUCCCAAAAUAUCUCGAUAACGCUCUCACAGAUUUCGCUUAAACUUCACUAACAUCGAGGCGGCUAUUGUAGGAAAAAGCUCCAGUAAACGAUUUUGGAAGAACAGUUCCCAGUGCCGAGAAAUACUGUUGCAAGUAAAAUAGGUAAUGGCGUCAUUUCGUUGCCACGAUAACUACGAUGUCAUUGCAACCCUGAUCAUAACAAAGUUUCAUCUUUAUCUAAUACAACUGUGGUGUUAAUUUUUCCAAAUGUUUGUUUAUGGCGACGUAGUUUACGCUCAAACGUGAGAGGUAUUCACUCAAAAAAACUGUAUCGAGCCACCUUAAUAUAAGCAAAACAUGAAAAUGUGGUAUUAUGAACUCAUGUAAUUGGCCACUGUAGAUAGGUUGAAGUACUAAUUUUAAAACCAGGUCACAGUUGGUAAAACUUAAGGUAUAAGAUUAAGGAUCACCAUUGAUUUCGAAAUGGAUGUAAAAAUUCGCUUAAUCAGUGUUUUGUUUCAGCUGUGAGGAAGUGACUGUGUCUGAGCAACUGAAAAGGAAAGGUCCCUUAAUUACCACGUUCCCCCUAAUUUCCGGCGUUCUUUAGGUCCAGAAAAUAUUUGUUGUGAACAGUCUAGCAAACUGUUCUUAAAUUUUACAAACCUGGACUAAAACAAUUCCAUACGCUGAUUGAUUUUAGGAGGCUUUUACCAAAGCGAAAUGGGAGAGGUCUCCUGCAAGAAUUGUAGCACAGGCACUUACGUUUCAGAGGAACGUCAUCCUGGCAAAACUCCGACUGACUGUCACGCAUGUCCGUACGGUAAGAGCGAAGUUCCUUUAAAGGAAAGUUUCUUGGUAUUGCGGGUGGCAGGGUUCGUACAGAGCCUUGAAUUCUUGAAAAAAAGUCUUGAAAUUUGCCAAGCAAUUUUCCAGACCUGUAAAAAAGUUUGGAAAAUGGAGAGGAAGUCUGGAUAAAUGGUAAAAAGUUUUUGAGGUUAGGGUUUCUCAAAGCUACCAACGAGUGCUUGAUAAGUAAUUUUCUUUUUUGUUUUGGUCAAAUCUUAUUCAAUCUCGCCCGUACGUUUGCAGCGCAUCACGAAAAAACCUUUAAGUUUGCUUCCUAAGUUUUCUUUAAGGUCUCCUUUGAUCACCUAUUUGAUAACGGUGUGUCUGGAAAAAGAAAUCAUUGUUUUGGAAAAAAGUCUUGAAGAAGCCUUGAAUUUUGGAUUCAAAAAUAUGUACGAACCCUAAAGGUGAAGCUAUCACUAAAUGAGCAAUAUCCACACCAAAACACAAUACCUAACCAACAAAACAUACACUGUUAUACUUUCGCACAUCUCUCAGGUCUCUUAUUGUGAUUACGUAACGUACUCAAUUACUAUGAUGACGGCUCAAACUAACCCAGUAAAUCGGGCCAAUCAAUAGCGCGAAAAUCCAAUUCUAGACAUAGGAAAAUUGGACUGAGGGAUUUUAAUCAAACAAGCCCAAAAACGAAAAACUAAUGGAAAUUAAUUCUAAUAAAAGUUCUCACGCUUUGAAUUGCGAUUCAACUUUGGUGUUUCUAGACCGGUUUAAACUUCGACGACGAAAUUGCCGAGCCAACAAUUAAGUUCAUCCCUGUCAGUGAUAUUCAAAAUCUCAGGAUUGACUUGGAGAAUUGUCUCACUGUCUCCAAUGAUUUGGACCAUCAAAUCGUUGCCUUCCUCCAUCCAUUCAGACCAGACACGGUUGACACGGACUGUCCACGAUACGUUUAUUCGUGUAUUUGCGGUAUUCGAGAUGCCUUGUUCUUUUCUCAAGUUCUUCAUCGUCAACGAUAGCAAUCAUUCCAUGGUCUGCCGAAGUUUCCCGUGGGGUCUGUCUGUUUCCCAUGCUAAAGUAAGGUUCCAAUACUUCUUGCGAAAAACAACAUUGUGUCAGAAAAGAAAAGCUCUUCGUCGCUGUCCAUGAACUCCAUGAUAACAUGAAAGCAUGGACUGACGUACUGAAUAAUCGAACUCGCCCAUAAAAUGGUCAAAACAACUGAACAAAGAAACCAAAAAAUACAAAGCAAACUCCCUUGAGGACGCCACAAAAAUCUCACAAUUUUGUAACUUUCAUUGUUUUUUUAUUUAAUUCGAGGAAGGUCUGAGCUUGCAAGAGGCUAGACGAGUGCUUUGUUCUCUUAAACAAAAGGUCUUUAUUACUGAAUUAUGGCAUAAUAUCAUGAAAUAAGUCAGAUAAAUGCCGAGAACGGACAGUAUUAAUCCAUACACAUCCCGACUGGGACGUAUAUGGAUUAAUAUCAACGUUCUCGGUUUUUAUCUCUUACAUAAAUAACACAGGAAAUAUACCUCAGGUGAAAUUUUCUAACAAUUCUGCUAUUAGCAUCGACAAUAAGACAUCUGAUUUGUGACGUCUAGCCGACUUUGUGCUAUUUUGGUUUAAAAAAUGAAUUUUGGUCAAAUACCAAAUAAAAGUAGAGUCCGAUGUCUAAUUUUUAUUACGUCAUCACUAAUAAAGUGUGAGAUUGCCCAAAUAUUUUAUGAUUGAUUUGACAGUCUUAGACCCUGUUUACAUGGAUUGGGGGACCCCGGUCUAGUGGGGUAAGUUUCUUUUGUUUUGUGUCCCCCAGAGCGUGAAAACAAAAGAAACCAACCCCACUAGACCGGGGUCCCCCACUCCAUGUAAACAGGCCCUACAAGAUGUCUUGCAAAGACUAUGUGAAGAAAUUAAUUAUGUACAAAGAUUGCCGCUCAUUGGAGAUAUUAGCCACUUUGGGAUUUUGCAGGGAAUAGACAACAAACUAAUUGAAACAUAGUACACAAAUAAUCACCUUCUUAUCUGCAAAAAAAAAAAACCGCGACCUAAAUGGUUCAAAGCCAAGAGCUCGCUGAAACUAGACCUAGAUCCAAUUUUCCUAUGUCUAGAAUUGGUUUUUCAAGGCACAAUCAGCUAAGCUAAACACCGACGAAACGUUUUUGUGGCUGGCACAGAAUAUUUUGGAGCAACAGCUCAAACGCGCGACCACAUACCUGAGUUCUGCCUGUCAACACCAUGGGGAAAUCACACAAUCACACACUUUCGCGGCACUGAUACGACUAUCCACAACCACGUAUUAUCUUCUCACGUUCAACGCAAGUGAGAUAUCGUCAAAAAAACUCAGCUUAUUGACAGAUAUAUUCACACCAGAAAAAAAAACUACCGUAAAAUUCCGAAAGUAAGCCCAAGGGCUUAUAUUUUUCAAAGGCCCUUUUGAGGGGCUUAUUUUUGGAGGGGCUUGUCUAAGGAGGGAAAUUUGCGUUUCAAGAUCGAUUGGGCUAACCUUAUAGUUGGAAGUAAAUUUACCGUUCAUGCUUUGUUUUACUUUGUAUUUUAGGGCAAUUUUCCAAGUACAAGCCCCUGGGGGGCUUGUAUUUAGAGGGGCGAUUUAACGGAGGGUUUUUUGUGUUACCAGUCUGGGGGACUUUGGAGGGGCUUAUAUAUGGAGGGGCUUAUUUUCUCUUGGCUCGGGUCGAAGUUCACCGGCAAUUUUGCUCUCGCCUAAUUAAUUUGACUCCUAAAAGCCUGUUACCGAGGCCAAAGACUUAGUGGUCACCUUCGGCCCGGUUCAAAAGGCGAACUUCACAUGUGCCGAAAUUGAGGUGUUUCAAUACAGUUUUUCAGAGGCCAUACCUAUAUUUUUCAAUCGCCUUAAAAGUCUUUUUUUUCCUUGUCCGAUCGGUAUAAAAUUUUCAUCAUUAUUUGGCUAUUGACUGAAAUUUGUGAAAAUGUAGUUUUAAGUAAAAUCGAUAUUACUAUGACAACAAUAAACAAAAAACUUUGAACAAAACACUUUAAAUUUUUACAAAUUUCAGUCUAUCGUGAAUCAUUGGUGAAAAUUUUAAAGCGAUCAGACAAGGAUAAAAACAUUUUUAAGGCGAUUGAAAAAUAUCAGUAUGGCCUCUGAAAAAACUAUAUCGAAACGCCUUAAUAGGGACCUUAGGCAGCCAGGACGAGUUUGUGGACGACGACGAGAGAAGACGAGUGAGGUCUGGGUCGAGAACUUCUUCCAAAGCGGAAAAAACAGAUGUUUAAGCAAGUUCCCGUCUCGGCUCGUCGCCGAAAUGGGUAGACUGCACCGAAUGGCUUCUUUGAAAUACGAGAGUUGCUUCUUUUUAGCGUGAGAACAACACAAUUAACGAGGAAGAAUAUUUCCUGCUCUCCGAAGGAUUUAAAUCGGUAAACCGUUUAUCAAAUGAAAAGGCUUGAAUCGAAUCAAACAGAACAGAGCUGGUUUUGUUGUCCUAUACAUUUUACAGGAGUUAAUUUAAUCUAUUUAGGUCGACCCAAACUAUUAAGUUCGACUGUUGAUUCAGACGGUCGAACUUUACAUGUGCCGAACCUAAUUCGUGGCGAAAAGGAAUGUCAUCUUUACUGCUUAAAAUAGGGAAAUAAACUGAAAAAAGUAAAAUUCACCAAGCCUGGAAAUUCUUGCUUUUAGUGUGAUUUGUGUUCUGUUAUGGCAAGAAGACAACUGGGGAGAUCGUGAUCGUGAUAUUUGAAUAAAAUAAAGUAACGCCAUGAAGUUUAAAAUACAGUGAGAUUUCUUUAUGGAUGUAACGAAAGGCAACUUUUUAGAAGACCGUUUUAAGCUGUCUAGUUUCAGUCUAAAAAUCUGCGAGGUAAUUGCUGGUAACUGUCGUUACGCUUCUGUGAGUUCUGUCCGCACAGGCGUGAAAACCCACUAAAUAGCCAAUCCGAAGCGCGGUUAUAUUGAAAAAUACGUUAACAUAAUUUAUGCAUUUUGUUCAGCACAUGUGAAAACGAUAUAUGAAUCGAAGUCGAUCUUUUGACGUUGUAUUCGACAAGCUCAGUCCAAUCGAACGGCAAAGUCGACCCACAAACAAAAGUAUCGCUCCUAAUUGAUUCGUAUUCUUUACAUGUGCCGAACCUAACCAUUAGGUUCAGCACAUGCUUGAAUCGAACGAAAUCGUACCUUUCUGUCUCAGCCCGGAUCAGCGUGAUUGACAAAACAAGACUACAAUACGAUAUGGGAAGAUGCGGACUCUGCGAAUCGUAUUAACUUUGUCCCAUCUCGGAGUUUUACAUAAUGUUCUGCGGGAAACUUUUCUCAAGGUGACCAAUAACGAAAUGUAAACUGCUUAACGGCACAGAACCAGCUUUAGGCGCGCACCAAGAGAGGAUAAAGGGGACAGAGAAGGCAUCCCCCAUACACACCCUAUUCCAUAGGUAAUUCGUCUCGAGUUAUUUUUAAGACCAUACAUCCCAAGGGGGAUUAGACAACAGCCAAUCACAUAGCGCGAAUGUGUACCGCGUGGAUGACCCACGCUCAGAGCCACGCGUCCUUCACGAAUUGACGCAGAAAAAAUUGGCGGAAGACGUGGAGAGCGAUACUGCUAUUUGUUUUGUCGACGAAAACGACUUAAGAUAGAGUUCUGCUUAAGCUGUGUCAGCGAAACGGAAAUUAAAAAAGAAUCGCCCUUCCUCUCUUGUAUAGAGCUAACAGUACAGCAGGGAAAUCCUUCAUACACUGAAUAUUCUCUCAGAAUCAUUUAUAAUUUACAGUUUGAAGAGAGCAAUUUAUGGUUUGAUAUUUAUUCUUGUAUUAGUCUUUUAUUAUUCAACAAAAAUAACACUUGGCGUCCUACUUGCUUCAUUAGGCUGAUUUAGCAACAGAACGGGAACGUCAUUUGACGACGGGGAAGGUGCGGAAAGCACUAAACUCGACUUCCGGUACUCAAUUUGCCGCUCUGCCAUUGGUCAAGCCAGUAGUUUGAUUUGCGUGCGCAGUCGUCAACAGACGUCCCCGUUCUGUUGCUAAAUCAGCCUAUUAUACAAACGACAGGUUUCAAUAGACCGGCGAAAUUUCUCAUUUUAGCACUGAGGUUACGACAUCUUCGAUUUCACGGGUUGUCAAAGAGUGCAGCGAUUCCCUUUUCCCAGGUGAGCGCCGACUCAUUUCGCUUCAAUAUUCAGGAACGCUCUCGAUCUCUUCACGCUUUCAUUGCCUUUCGCCCGACAUGUUUUGCACGGCGUUUAGUCAUGCGAAACCUCUACGAAACACCCACGCAGCGCGCGAGGUAACUUUAUCCCGAUUCUAAAAAUAACUCGAGACGAAUUACCUAUGGAAUAGGGUGUGUAUGGGGGAUGCCUUCUCUGUCCCCUUUAUCCUCUCUUGCGCGCACUGGUUACAAAUAACUGUCACUUGUGUUAGACAGGGAAUUGUGGGUAGGGACGGGAAAAAAGUAAAAGAGGGAGGGAGAGAGGGGGAGGGGUUAGGUAGAAAUUCGUGAAAAUCUGUGUACAGCCACUUCUACACAAAUCCCUAACCGCAAAGCGGCCAAAAAAAGGACAUAAGCAAACAACACAGUAAACAAGCUAAGACAGGGGAAGUUGAGAGAAGUUACAAAAUGUUUGCUAACCCUGUUUUCAUAAAUUCAGGUAGAUAUAUAGAUUUAAGCUAAAACAGUUGAAUAUAUACAACAAUUACUUGCACCAUUUUGAACUGUUAUUGAAAUGUUGCAUGUUCCGUGGUGAAGCUUGUUUCAAAUUUCUCAGCACUAAAUCGUUUUACUUGUAUAUGGGUAGGUACACUCUCCAAUGAAACUGCUGGUCAUCGCGCAUGCAAAUGCCUUCCUGGAUUUUACCGCAUGGAUCGUUUUGGCUCCUGCUCUGAAUGCCCUGCUCACGGUAUAAAGUGUGUCAACGAUACAGCAAUUCUAGCACCAAAUUAUUAUUGGAAAUGGCCAAGUGAAAAGGAAAAAAGGUUUUAUAGCAACUUCGUUAAAAAUAUUUACACACUGGAGCCUCCAUACGACAAAACUUUCUCCAGGUUUCAGGGAACGCUACCCCAGCCCCAAAAAUGUCCAUAUCCUAAAUCCUGUAAUGGCGGAGUUGACUCGUCCUGUCAAGACAAAUUCAAAGGAAUUUUAUGUGCCUCAUGCUCUAUCAACCACUACCUCCGAUUUAACACGUGCCUGGAAUGCCCAAGAAUGGUUAACACAAUCAUAUCAUGCGUAGUCGUAGUUCUGGUAUUUGUUGCGGUGUUUUUAGUGGUUCUUUGGGGUGACUCGAAACGCACAGAAAACAAUCGUACGGUUGCAGAUGUCGUUAUGUCUUGUUGCAAAAUUGUUAUUGGAUUUUAUCAAGUCACUGCUGGAAUUUUUUCUGCGCUUGUGUAUGUUCGAUGGCCUGUUAUUCUAAUCUCCAUGGAAAAAUAUUUGAACUUUGUUGAGGGUAACAUACUGAAGUUCGCACCUUUAAGCUGCAUUUACUCUAAAUUGCGUCCAGAUCCAUUCCUACAAUUUUCUCUCGCUGUUGGCAUAAACAUAUUUGUUGUUUCCCUUAUUCUUCUCUACCUCUUCCUGAAGAAACGCUACAUAAACAAUACGGAGGAUUCAAUGAGCGAAAAGAUGAUCCAAAUAUCGAGGCUUAAAAAGUCUUGCUACCGUAACAUAUUCUUAUUUCUUCUGUUGUCUUACCCAGUGACGAGCAAGAAGAUCAUUGACAUUCUGCCGUUGCCUGGUGUAUGUGUCAACAUGUGCUUCAGUAAAAGCGAUUGUAUCUCCCUACUGAGGGCUGAUUACUCCAUCCACUGCUAUACGCCUCGGCACAAGAUCUUCUGGAAAAUUGCUGCAGUGUUUGCCUUUUAUCCUAUUGCAUUUCCGUUAAUGCUACUGCUUCCCAUUUAUAAAUAUCGACAGGCGGAAACGGAGAAAGAAAUUGCCUUCGGCUUGAGGGUGUUUUUUGAAAAUUACAAGGAGAAAUACUGGUUUUGGGAAACACUUGAAAUGUACCGCAAACUUCUCCUUAUCUCCUUGAUUCUUCUUUUUGGGUCAGAAAGCCACUCUCAGAUUGGUUUCGCUUUGGUCAUAACAAGUGCCUCGGGGAUAGCCUACACCCUUUUCAGGCCCAUCAAAGGAAAGUUUGAAGAUCGUCUCCAAACGUGUGUGCUUUGGAUAACAUUUUUCAACGUUUGCCUUGGUUCUUUAUAUGGUCAGUCUGAUGGAAGGAAAAAGCACGUGGAAAACGACUCCAUUUUCAUCAAUGUUUUGUUCCUUCUCCUUAACAGCUCCGUCUUGAUCGUGGCUGCAGGUGAGUUCUGCCUUUCAGAGACUCCUUAGUGUAACUAGUGAAAUUUUUCGAUAUUUCUUAGAGGUAUUCCUAUGAAUGUUGAAUGAUCAGUCCCGUGAAAAAAAAAAAGAAAGAAGGAUACGUAUGCGUCAAAAUACACUAUUUCAAAGUAGGGAAUGGUACGUGCGUUUAAAUGUUUACCUUUGGAAUGUGCUAUUGCAUUUAAUAUCCGUCCUCCCCGGUUGUGGUUCUACCUUUUCUUCUUACGCGAGAAGAUUAAAUAAAGUUGCAUUUACCCCUGAAGACUUCCAUAAAAUAUUGGUUUAUCCCUUAAGAAUAAGGGUCCUACCCCGUCCUACCGGGCGGGGGCUGGAGGAGGGGGACGGGUAUAAAAUGUAAUAGCCCAAUUGUGGUUGCAGAUGAAUGUCACCAAAGUGGAGAAGUUUUUACGAUUCACUGAACUAUGGCGACGAGUUUAAUCGGGGGAAAGGGGUUUGGCAGAGCCACGUUCUUUUUUUUUUUUUUUUUAACCAAGUUUAAAGUGUCAGCGCAGAAUCAGCGCAGUAUCUUUGAUAACUACAACCAGAGUGAAAUAUAAAAACGUUCUUAGCGUUAAACAAUGAUGUAAAUAUUAUUAUCCCCAUAUAUAACGAACUGAACACAACACAGCACUUUGGAAAUUCGAAAUAGUUCUUAAGGGCGCCCAGAACGGCUGGUAAUUGAGUCUGUUACUCUGUGUAAUGAAAUUGUUCUUUUAGCAUAACAUGUAUAAACGAUGUCAGAUUUCCCCACAGUUCCCAAUUCCUAAUAGCCCACUUCUGAGUGAUAGCCUGGGACCAAAACUAAGUGCGCGCGUAUUUAUGGGAUUGUUUGGGGGGACAAAAUGAGCAGCCACCUUGUGUCAUGACGGGGCAUGCAAGUUGUUGUGUCCCUUCGUGCACAAGUAACUUCAGGAACUCCACUGGUCUGGCAUUCUAUAGAAUACCAAAGACAACUGACGUAUCCAGCGAGAAUAUGUACUUUUGUUUCGGAACGCUAAUUUGAAGUACACGGAUUUGCAUUCCUCUAGUUUUUCUCCAAGUAAGAUCUCCCAGGCACAUCUUCCUUCAGUUUGACAUUUUAAUGUUUUUUUUUUCUUUCAAUUGCACCUUUUUUUUUCUUAUUUUAAUUUGUUUUAACUCCGCUUAAACAUUCCACCCCACUUUCCACCAUGUUUGUUUACAUUUCCGUCCCCCCAAAUAAUGCCAUAAAUGCGCGCACGCCUAGUUCGGGUCCCAGGCUAUCAGUCUUUUCCGAAGUGAGCUAUGUUCUGCAAACCAACUAUAAUCCAGCUGAUGUUUGUUGUCUAUUCAACUGUAAGUUACCCGAAUUGAACGUUCUCAAUAUCCCCCGUAGCAUUUCUUAGCAUGAUUUUUCUCCAAAGGGCUCCUUCAAAGGAAACGAAGGGUUCUGGGAAAGACAAGUCUAAAGUCUAUGACGUAUUUCCGUUUCCGGUACCUGACCCAUUCUAACAAAAAUCGAGUUUCUUUCCGUGCCCAGGCUUCUCGCGCACUGACUUUAUGUUACAUUCUCCUGAAGUGGAACGUAAUUGUAAUUGCUGCAUGAGUUAAAAGCUUUGCUACAAAUUGAAGCAACUAGGGAAGCCAGUGUGUUAUUGUUGCCAUGGUGUCAGCUUCUGAAGUUUUAAGAAAAUUCGAGCCUCUGGCUUGGUGUAAUCACCAUCAUCAUAAGGACCAUCACCAUCACAAGCUGAUUCGGGGUAAUAAAUCAAACACGACACCCAGUAAUUUAUCCGAUUUCCAGAUAACGAAAAGUGGGUUGAAAAACGAAGUGUAACCAAGAUUUGAACGUUUUCAAAAAAUUGUAAAAAAAUCGGCUUUUGUUCAAAUCGCAAAAUUUUUUCGCAGAAGUUAUUUUAAUAAGGUAUAGUUUCAGAUAAGAAAAUAAAAAAUUUUUGGUGAUGGGCACUUUAACGACUUCUGUAGUCUCCCUCGCAGGCGUUUCUGCCUUGUCUUUGCCUGGGAAGAGCAUUGCGGGAGAUUUGUGUUGUGCGAAUUAAACAAAGAAAAAAUCACCUUAAUUUUGGGAACAGGGGUCUUUUUUGCGUAAGCAUGCGCGACCGCGACUUGAUAAAGAGCACACAACCAGUGACAGCCACCGUGGUGAAUAGUCAUAGGAACCAAAUUCUUCACUUUAAAAGCUUGCUUGAGAUUCAAAUGGUAGCAGGAACGUAGGAGAGAUCUUCGUUGUACAAAAUAAGUAAAGAUCUGAUGAUUUAAAGUGGAGACGAAUGCGUUGAACAAGGUGAAAGAGCAAGUUUCUCAAGGAUGUCUGACACGAACAUGGCUGCUUGUUGUCGUUCGGCGCUCGACUCGUGUCUUGAUUCCCCUUGAAGAACCUUAACGUUUGGCAUAGAAUGCAUUGCUGAUGGGUAGAUAUCAAGCAAAAUAUUCUUUAUUUAGUGUUUGUCUAUAAAUCGGAUGUAAAUUGUUUCACGAUGCCGUAGAGGAUUUUUGUCAAUAAUUUGUGGAUAACUGAUUUAGCCAUAUUUCAGGAGUGGGUUGAUAACGAUCAGCAGGCGACUACCACGCCGCGUGGGGUAAUUUUCACUCGCGCUCGCGUUUCCCUCGCUCUACUAUCCAUGAGGAAAAAUGGGGAGUACUCGUAGACUAUCCUCGGUACUUCGCUCCUCGUUGACGCGGCUUCGCCGCGAACCAUCAGUAUCAAUGAGAAAAAAAUAUCCUCUGGAACCCAGGGUACACAUUUUGUUAAAUCACGAGCACAUUCGCCAAGACCAAAGAGCAAAAUAAUCUCGAUAAUAGCUUUGAGACGCGCCAUCUUUAUGAAGGCAGACCCUGUGGUGAGCCUCCAUGCAAAUCGCUUGUUCAGCGGUCGCGCAUGCUCAUGCAAAAAAGACCCUGUUGGUAAAAACUAGGUACGUGUAAGUGUACUGCUACCGCGGUGGGCAGUCCGGUUAAAAGUCUCCAAAUAUUCUAAAAUUACAAUGGCUGCUUCGUACUAAACAGCUUUGUUGGGAUUCAUGGAUUAAAGAACGAGGUAUAUUACAUGACUGUAAAGUGUUGUUGUUUGGGUCCAUGAGCUUUAAAGAACAUCGAUUACAUGUGGAUUCGCCCGACAUGGAUUUGUCGGCGAAAAAGGAGUGAGCGUCAAGGUGACAGUAGCAGCAUAUGUGGAUCAACAGCAUUUUCCAGUUAUGACUUCAUACAAAAUAUAUUCAAGAUCGACGUGGCAAUCGUCGAGAUUACUAAGAUCGUUCAGAACGCUGGACCUAUUUUAGCAAUUGCAACAAUAUAAUCCAGGCAAAAAGCAUCUUUGAAGAAAGGGGGUUCGAAGAGCCCUCUAUCCUAACUUUGAAGCUUUCUUUGUUUGUUUGUUUUUGUGUUUUUUAUUAUAUAACUGGAUUUUUGAAAACCGAGUUAGCAAAAAAAAUCAACUCAUUCUACUACUUGCCAAUUUAAAACAAUAAAAAAUCAUUCAAAGGCCAAUUAAAAGCCUUUCUCUGACGCCAGGCAGUAAGUUAGAGGUCCCUAGAAGCAUUUCAACGAGUCCAAAUUUAAAAUGACGCACAUUUUAGAACAUUUACUGAGUAAUCUGACGCCGUGAAGUUUCAAACCGGUGUCACUUCAGUCUCGAAAUUUUAUAACUUGAAUGGUGAACUACAGCCAAAAAGUACAUGGUUAAGGCUCACAUACCAACUUAAAUAGUUAUCAAAACACCACUAUUUUCGCGGUCCGAUAAUCGACAGGAUUUCGCAUAGAAUAGACAACAAACUAAUUGAAACAAAUAGUACAAAAUUAUCACCUUAUCUGCAAAAACCGACCUAAAUGGUUCAAAGCCAAGAGCUCGCUGAAACUAGACUUAGAUCCAAUUUUCCUGUGUCUAGAAUUGGUUUUGCAAGGUACAAUCAGCUAAGCUAAACACCGACGAAAUGUUUUUGUGGCUGGCACAGAAUAUUUUGGUGCCGACAGCUCAACCACGCGACCACACACCUGAGUUCUGCCUGUCAACACCAUGCGGAAAUCACACAAUCACACACUUUCGCGGCACUGAUACGACUAUCCACAACCACGUAUAAUCUUCUCACGUUCAACGCAAGUCAAAUAUCAUUAAAAAAAAAAAAACUCGGAAAAACUCAGCCUAUUGGCAGAUAAACACCUCUUGACUUUUCUCUUACACUCGUCUUAUUCAAGUUUCCGGAUGUACAGUCACACGGUCGGCAGACCAGCAUAGACCCUCUUUCCACACCAAAAAAAAAAAAAAACUAACUCUCGAUAUUGGAAGAUGCAGACUCCGCGAAUCGUAUUAACUUUAACCCAUCUCAGAGCUUUACAUGAUGUCCUCCAAGAAACUUUUCUCAAGGUGACCAAUAACGAAAUGUGAACUGCUUAACCGCAAAGAACCAGCUUUUUCAUAGGCGCGCACUGAUUUUAAAUAACUGUCACUUGUGUUAGACAGAGAAUUGUGGGUAGGGACGAGAAAAAAGUGCAAAAAGGGAGGGAGGGAGAGUGGGUUGGGUAGAAAUUCGCGAAAAUCUGGCUACAGCCACUCCUACAAAAAUCCCUAACCACAAAACAACCAAAAAAAAUGACAAGUAAACAACACAGUAAACAAGCUAAGACAGCGGAAGCUGAGAGAAAUUACAAAAUGUUUGCUAGCCCUGUUUUCAUAAAUCCAGGCAGAUAUAUAGAUUUAAGUUAAAACAGUUAAAUAAAUACAAUAGUUACGUAAACCAUUUUAAACUAUGUUAUUGAGAUUUUGCUUGUUCAGUGGUUUGAAGCUCAGUGUUUCAAAUUUCUCAGUACUAAAUCGUUUUACUUGUAUAUGGGUAGGUACACUUUCCAAUGAAACUGCUGGUCAUCGCGCAUGCAAAUGCCUUCGCGGAUUUUACCGCAUGGAUCGUUUUGGCCCCUGCUCUGAAUGCCCUGCUCACGGUCUAAAGUGUGUCAACGAUACAGCAAUUCUAGCACCAAAUUAUUAUUGGAAAUGGCCAAGCGAAAAGGAAAAACGGUUCUAUAGAAACUUCCUUGAAAAUAUUUACACACUGGAGCCUCCAUACGACAAAAGAUUCUCCAGCUUUCAGGGAACGUUACCCCAGCCCCAAAAAUGUCCAUAUCCUAGAUCCUGUAAUGGCGGAGUUGAUUCAUCCUGUCAAGACAAAUUCAAAGGAAUUUUAUGUGCCUCAUGCUCUAUCAACCACUACCUCCGAUUUAACACGUGCCUGGAAUGCCCAAGAAUGGUUAACACAGUCAUAUCAUGCGUAGUCGUAAUUCUGGUAUUUGUUGCGGUGUUUUUAGUGGUUCUUUGGGGUGACUCGAAACGCACAGAAAACAAUCGUACGGUUGCAGAUGUCGUUAUGUCUUGUUGCAAAAUUGUUAUUGGAUUUUAUCAAGUCAUUGCUGGAAUUUUUUCUGCGCUUGUGUAUGUUCGAUGGCCUGUUAUUCUAAACUCCAUGGAAAAAUAUUUGAACUUAGUUGAGGGUAACAUACUGAAGUUCGCACCUUUAAGCUGCAUUUACUCUAAAUUGCGUCCAGAUCCAUUCCUACAAUUUUCUCUCGCUGUUGGCAUAAACAUAUUUGUUGUUUCCCUUAUUCUUCUCUACCUCUUCCUGAAGAAACGCUACAUAAACAAUAUGGAGGAUUCAAUGAGCGAAAAGAUGAUCCAAAUAUCGAGGCUGAAAAAGUCUUGCUACCGCAACAUCUUCUUAUUUCUUCUGUUGUCUUACCCAGUGACA
This is a messenger RNA of Porites evermanni, 26478 nucleotides long. The record is from the annotation of a GenBank genome assembly. NCBI's taxonomy places the organism in Eukaryota, Metazoa, Cnidaria, Anthozoa, Scleractinia, Poritidae.